This is a messenger RNA of Candida tropicalis MYA-3404, 1353 nucleotides long. RefSeq lists its product as uncharacterized. Gene Ontology annotation, cellular component: preribosome, large subunit precursor. Gene Ontology annotation, biological process: ribosomal large subunit biogenesis. The record is from RefSeq and is a predicted model, not a curated record. The coding region runs from base 1 to 1353 and encodes 450 amino acids. The transcript has a single exon. Gene Ontology annotation, molecular function: zinc ion binding; nucleic acid binding. Lineage: Eukaryota; Fungi; Ascomycota; Pichiomycetes; Serinales; Debaryomycetaceae.
AUGAGUUUUAUGCCUAAUGGGUCAAACCCAGAAACAGCCUCAUUUACAUGUAAUACAUGUGGAGUAAAAUUCAUCAACGCAGAAUUACAAAGACAACAUAUGAAAACCGAAUGGCAUCGAUAUAAUUUAAAAAGAAGAGUUGCCAGUUUGCCUUCUAUUUCAUCCGAACUUUUUGCAGAAAAGAUUCUUAGCCUGAAGAAUUUAACUAAAAAUGAAAAUGAAGAUGAAUUUGGAUUUUAUGUGGCUACAAGAAAGAAAAAGAAUAAUAGUAGAGGAGGAAAUAAACAAGUAACAAAAAAAUUCCUUAAAACUCAACAAUAUAAUAGAGGUAGAACAGGUGAAAUUAUGGGUGCCGAGAUAAGAAGUUCAAGUCCUGCUAGUUCUAUUGCGUCCGAAUUUUCCCAAUUUUCAAUCGACGAUUCCGAAUAUCACGAAGUUGAAUCUGUUGAAACAGGUUCUGAGUUGAAUUAUACUGAAGAAUCCGAUUAUACCGAUUUAGAAGGUGAACUUUAUUCGGAAGAAGAGGAUGGAGAUGUGGGCCAAGAUGAUGUCGAUUCGGAGGAAGAAAUGGAAUGCAUACCUAUUACACAUUGUUUUUAUUGUGGAGCUAACAACCAUGAGAUUGAAAACAAUAUUAAGCAUAUGUUUAGUAAACAUGGGUUAUACAUCCCUGAAAGAUCAUUCUUGGUUGAUGUCACUGGAUUAUUGGAAUACCUCAGUGAAGUUAUAUCUUUAGAUCAUGAAUGUUUGGUUUGUGGGUUUGAAGGGAAGAAUCUAGAAAGUAUCAGACAACAUAUUAAUUCAAAGGGGCAUUGUAAAAUUCCAUAUGAAACAAAGGAAGAAAAAUUGGCAGUUUCGGAAUUUUAUGAUUUCAUUGGAGAAGAUUAUGAUGAGAAAGUUGCAAAUGAAAAGGAUACCGAUAUCAAGACUAAAAAACAUGUUGGAUUCAGCGAUGAUACUACUUCUUACAAUGAUGCUACUUCUCACGAUAAAGAUGAAGUAGAUGAAGAAACUGAAGGCAAUGGUAUAAAUGACAACUAUGCGUUGGUACAAAUUGAUUCAUCCGGAGUUGAACUAACAACACCUACAGGUUCAAGAAUUGGACAUAGAUCAAUGCAAAGAUACUAUAGACAAAACAUACAAUUACCAAGAGAAUACACUGCAGCUCAAACCACCCAAGCUUUAGUUGAUAGAAGAUUUGCACCAGGUUUAACUGCGUAUCAAGCAACCAAACAAGAAAAAGAGGUUAGAAAACUAGAAAACAAAGCUAGAAACGACCGUGAAAGAAGAACCAACAAACCAAAGAAAGUCAAUUUCCAAAAACAUUUCCGUGAUGAAAUCUUAGGUACUUGA